Messenger RNA from Pipistrellus nathusii (Nathusius's pipistrelle), 1074 nucleotides. The record is from the annotation of a GenBank genome assembly. NCBI's taxonomy places the organism in Eukaryota, Metazoa, Chordata, Mammalia, Chiroptera, Vespertilionidae.
AUGGCCUCCCUGCUCGCCAAGGACGCCUAUCUGCAGAGCCUGGCCAGGAAGAUCUGCUCCCGGCCCGGCCCCGAGCCGCGCCAGCGCAAGCCGGGGGGCAAGACUCAAAGCUCGGACGCUGCCGGACCCCCAAAAAGGAAGAGGAAGCGAGCGCAGAAGAAACCCCGGGAGCAGGGGGAGCAGGCCGUGGAGUCCAAGGCCCGGGCCCAGGGGGAGAAGCCCCGGGCAGCUUCCCAGACCAGGAAGCCCCUGGCAGCCAAGCAGGAGAGGGCCUCUGGCCCCCCCGGGGUCCCUGCAGGCCGCCCCGCCCCGGAGCCUGACUCCCUCUUCGCGCUGGACGUGCUGCGGCUGCGGCUGCAGGAGAAGAUCCAGGAGGCCCGGGGCCAGGGCGGCGCCCAGGAGCUGUCCCCCGCGGCGCUGGAGAAAAGGCGGCGGCGGCGGCUGGAGCGGGACCGGAGGAAGCGGAAGCGGAGGGAGCUGAGGGCCCGGGAGAAGGCGGCCCAGGCCGCGGGGCCCGCGGAGGCUGCGGCGGAGGCUGCGGCGCCGGCCCCCGAGGCACCGGGCCCGGAGGUGGCGCCGGCGGCGCUGCUGUUCAACAAGGUGGAGGCGGCGGCGGAGGAGGCGGCGGCGGCGGGCGGCCCGGCCCGGCGGCGGCGGCGGGAGCGGGGCCCGGCGCCGCUCACCGGCAGGAACUACCGGCAGCUGCUGGAGCGGCUGGCGGCGCGGCGGGCGCGGCUGGCGGCGCUGCGGGCGCGGGACGAGGCGGCGGCGCGGGCGCAGGAGGACCGGGCGCGCUGGGCCUCCGCCCUGCACCGCGCCGAGGGCGUGCGCGUCCGCGACGACGAGCGGCUGCUGCGGGCCGCGCUGCAGCGCAAGGAGCGGCGGCGGGCGCAGCGGCGGCGGCGCUGGGAGCGGCGCGCGGCGCACGUGGUGGGGACGAUGCAGCGGCGGCAGGAGCUGCGCCGCCGGCAUCUGCGCCGGAGGCGGGCGGCCCGCGCCGAGCGGCGGCUGGACAAGGCCCGCCGGCGGGGCCGCGUGCUCCCGCGGGACCUGGAGCGCGCCGGCCUGGCCUGA